AUGAUCAGCGAAGAGGAACAGUCGCAUCGGGCUGAUGAGGACUACGCAACGGCCAGAAGACACGAUUACGGACCGGCAGUGCACACCUGGGUGCGUCUCCUUGCACGAGAAGAUGGAGCAUCAGCGAAAAAGGAGGCCCAAAAGCUGCCGAAAAUUAAACUGAAACGCUAA
This is a messenger RNA of Histoplasma mississippiense, 171 nucleotides long. RefSeq lists its product with no specific name. The transcript is spliced from 2 exons. The coding region runs from base 1 to 171 and encodes 56 amino acids. The record is from RefSeq and is a predicted model, not a curated record. Lineage: Eukaryota; Fungi; Ascomycota; Eurotiomycetes; Onygenales; Ajellomycetaceae.